CCCGGCCGGACGUCUUUAAGCGAGCAUCGUCGGAAGCCGGGGUUCAGAAGGACAAACAUGUUCACUUCUCGGAUUUAUACCUUAGUUUUAGUGAUGAAGCCUCAGCAAAUUCUUUUAGGAAUGAAGAAACGUGGCUUUGGAGCUGGAAGGUGGAACGGGUUUGGGGGGAAGGUAGAAGAUGGAGAAUCUAUCGAGGAAGGAGCCAAGAGGGAGCUACUGGAGGAGAGUGGACUGACUGCGGACACUCUGCAGAAGAUAGGAAAAAUCACAUUUGAAUUUGUAGGCAAUACCGAGCUAAUGGAUGUACACAUCUUUUAUGCGGAUAGUUUUCACGGGACUCCAAAAGAAAGUGAUGAAAUGCGCCCCCAGUGGUUCCAGUUGGAUCAGGUUCCCUUCAGGGACAUGUGGCCAGAUGACAGCUACUGGUUUCCACUAAUGCUCCAAAAGAAGAAAUUCCAUGGAUAUUUCAAGUUCCAGGGACAAGAUACCAUCCUAGACUACACACUGAAUGAAGUGGAAAUUGUCUAAAAAGAGAGAAAUCAGUGCCAUUAACACGUGACAUACGUGAGCCCAUACAGGCUAGAGAAGCUGGCUGUUGUACAGCCUCAUUUCAGCUGUGUGUGAUUUAGGCAGGGGUUUCACUGUCUUUAGUUUUUAAGGCAAUUUAAUAUUCAGUAUUUGUUUGGGGAACAAGAGGAAGCUAUAAGGCCAGAAAUUUUCUUGCAAUUGUACAUGUCACAUAAUGAGGAAACACCACCCCGCCCCAAUAUGGAUCAGGAGUCACAAAUACAUUUUGGUUCUAAGGGAGAAGAGACAAGUGUGGGGUGAUUCACAGUGCAGCACUUGUCAGUAAAGUGUGCUAAUAGCCCACACUAGGGGGCAACAGCUACCACAGAAAAAUGGAAUGUUUCCACAUUUUCUGGAAUCGUAAGUCCUUUCUUUCCUGCUGAAGAUUCUGACAAAUAAUGAUGUGCCUUGUGAUUUGCAAAA
Molecule: messenger RNA, 990 nt
Organism: Trichosurus vulpecula (common brushtail)
Lineage: Eukaryota; Metazoa; Chordata; Mammalia; Diprotodontia; Phalangeridae
Gene: NUDT1
Product: nudix hydrolase 1
Exons: 4
Coding region: 58-528 (156 amino acids)
Biological process (GO): DNA protection
Molecular function (GO): 8-oxo-7,8-dihydroguanosine triphosphate pyrophosphatase activity
Source: RefSeq, a predicted model, not a curated record